Molecule: messenger RNA, 474 nt
Organism: Entamoeba invadens IP1
Lineage: Eukaryota; Evosea; Mastigamoebida; Endamoebidae
Exons: 1
Coding region: 1-474 (157 amino acids)
Source: RefSeq, a predicted model, not a curated record
AUGUGCCCAAAUUAUUAUUCAUUAGUUGGAUCUACAAGUUGUUCCGCUUGUGAUUCUUUGUGUGCGAAUUGUAGCCAAAUUAACGGAAGUUGUCUUUCUUGUUAUAAAGGGUCUCGAUUAUCCGAAGGUAAAUGUGUAGUAUGUCAAGCAGGAACAUUUCAAAGCGGAAACAAUUGCUAUCCAUGCUGUGGUGAAAAUAAUUAUUCUCUUGUAAAUAGUACAGAAUGUACUAAAUGUUCUAAUUGUACAACAUGUGAAAGACAAACAGACCGGUGCACUUCAUGUGAAGAAGGAUAUACCAUAAAUAAUGGUUUGUGUUUGAUUUGUGCAAGUGGCACAUUUUACAAUGAAACAGAAAAAACAUGUCAAAAGUGUCCCAAAGGGACGUAUUCACCAUCACCAGGAAGUGCAAACUGUAUAGAAUGUCCAAUUGGCUCUUACUCUGACAAUGAGGGAGGAACAUCAUGUAAAUAA